ACAUGAACGGGAAAAGUCCCUGCAAAUUUCCACCACGGAAAGGAGAAAUCCGAAUAAAAUAAAAGGUCUUGUACCCAGAGAACUCACCCCUGAAUGUGCAAAGGAGACAACUUUGAUUCAUCAUGGCGCUUCUUGUUCCAGGUGGGUGUGCAAGAUUGAGGCCGUCGAGCUCUUUGCGAGUAACGAAUCGGAGAUUCGCUGCGCCCGCUGCUCUAUCGACGCCCCAAAAGGAUGCAGCGGCCUCGGUCGAGGCCACUUCGAGCUUCUUCGAGCAAGACUCCAGACCCAUCAUGUUGUUCGAUGGGGUGUGCAACUUAUGCAAUGGAGGUGUGAGGUUUGUUCGAGCGAAUGACAGAAAUAGGAGAAUCAGGUUCGAAGCACUGCAGAGCGAAGCGGGAAAGAAGCUCUUGAGGAGAUCUGGAAGAGAUCCGGACGAUAUAUCAAGCGUCGUGCUUGUCGAGAAGGAAAGGUCAUAUAUCAAAUCGGAUGCUGUGUUGAAGAUAAUGGAGUAUAUCAACUUACCCUUCCCUCAGCUGGCAUUUUUCUUGCAGUUUGUUCCCAUAUUUUUACGGGACUUUUUAUAUGAUAACGUGGCGAACAACCGCUAUGCAUUUUUUGGCCGCUCGGAGUCGUGCGAGAUAUAGGCCUGUCGAGUUGGUGUGCAAGUGAGAGGGUGAGCUCGUGUUCGGACUUGACCUCGUCAAAUGCUUAGAGCGUUUAAGAGAAGCAUGCGGAUUGAUACACAGAAUCUUCAAGCUGCGGAUUGAAGAAAUUGUUCCUGUCCUCCCUUAUUUAGCUACAAACAGUGGUCGAAAUGUUGUGGCUUGUAUACAGAUUGUAUAAAGUAAUAGUCGAUGUUGAGAGAGGCACGUCCAGUUUCUGCAUCUGCAGCUCCCUAAUGGAAUAACGUUUGUAAUGAAAUUGUCAAUUGCAUUACAAUUGCCAGCGAGGAAUCAAGGAUA
Molecule: messenger RNA, 962 nt
Organism: Rhodamnia argentea
Lineage: Eukaryota; Viridiplantae; Streptophyta; Magnoliopsida; Myrtales; Myrtaceae
Product: DCC family protein At1g52590, chloroplastic
Exons: 5
Coding region: 123-644 (173 amino acids)
Molecular function (GO): protein-disulfide reductase activity
Source: RefSeq, a predicted model, not a curated record